Molecule: messenger RNA, 1055 nt
Organism: Nematolebias whitei (Rio pearlfish)
Lineage: Eukaryota; Metazoa; Chordata; Actinopteri; Cyprinodontiformes; Rivulidae
Product: odorant receptor 131-2-like
Exons: 2
Coding region: 1-951 (316 amino acids)
Biological process (GO): G protein-coupled receptor signaling pathway
Cellular component (GO): membrane
Molecular function (GO): G protein-coupled receptor activity
Source: RefSeq, a predicted model, not a curated record
AUGAACUCCUCAUCCUAUAACUACAGUGUGUCGGGCGGUCUGAGCGAUCAACUCAUCAUAGCUGCAGCUAAAAAUGUGAUCGUCCUCGCUCUAGGCAUCACCAUCAACUAUAUUAACGGCAUGCUGAUUCUCACCUUCAGAAAACAUCAGGUGUUUUACGUGAACCCUCGUUACAUCCUGUUCAUCCAUCUUGUCGUGAACGAUGUGAUCCAGCUAACAACAUCAGCCAGCCUGUUUGUCAUUGGUUACGUCUUGUAUAAGAUUAAUGCUUCCCUUUGUUGCCUCCUGAUAUCUUUGGCUAUUUUCACCACCAUGAACACUCCGUUAAAUUUAGCCGUAAUGGCUGUGGAGUGCUACGUCGCUGUGUGCUUCCCUCUGCGGCACGCUGAGCUCUGCACCGUCAAACGAACUUAUAUUCUGAUUGGUUGUGUUUGGACUUUGAGCUCGGUCACAGUUUUGCCCGAAAUCUUUAUUCUAUUGGCAACAGACCCCCUGUGGUUAGUUUAUUCCUCGAUAAUUUGUCUAAGGGAAAAUCUGUACCUACAUCCAGUGAGUGUGCAAAUUAGACAAAUUGUUUAUCUAAUGUAUUUAAUUGGAGUGUGGUUCGUCCUUUUCUUUACCUAUAUCAAGAUCUUUGUUGCUGCUCAAGCAGCUAAUUCAGCUGAUGGAAAGGAAAAGAAGGCCAGGAACACCGUCCUGCUUCACGGCUUUCAGCUGCUGUUGUGUAUGCUGACAUAUGUAGACCCUAUGAUAAAAACUGGUUUGAUGAGAUUGUUCCCUAAAUAUGCAGAAGAAGUGCGCUUCGUUUGGUAUGUGUUUGUUCACAUUCUCCCCAGGUUUAUCAGCCCCAUUGUGUAUGGGCUGCGAGACAAGACGUUCAAACAGUAUCUGAAGAAACAUCUGUCGUGUAUCAUUAGACCAGUCAGUAAACUGCAUCCUAACAGUAUUUGAAAAACACUUUAACUUUGCACAGUAAAGUAUGGAGUGGUGUUAUCAAGAUUUAACACCCUGGGUUGAGCGACUGAAACAUCUUUGCAGUUCGCUGGUGAAGAAGC